AUUUGGCCUAAGUUUAUGGUAUAUUGUUUUUUUCAGGGCGAAAUUAUGUCUAUUUUUGGAGUAAAACUUGGUAGAUUAUGGGGACAAUAUUUUCCAAAUAUAUCAAAGAGAAUUCUUAGAAAAAGACCUCAAUUUUUUUGUAAAUUAUUUAAUCUGAGGUUCUAUCCAAGAGAGGAUUUUGAAACGUAUUCAUUAGGAGGAAAAACGCUUGAAAAAAGCGGGUUUAGAAUAGAUAAGCGAAUGAAUGUAUAUUACCUUAGAGGAUUAGUUCGAGUGACGGUUUUAGCGUCUAAAAAGAAUAUAUCUAAUAUGUCAUCUGUGAGAUCUAGAGUUCGGCGACGUUUGAGAGAAGCAGCACGUCAAGUUUUACUUUAUAGAAAUGACAAGGAAUUUCUGUAUUUACCAAUUUCACCGUAUGAUUUGUAUUUUGUGGCAAAUAUAGAUGUGCUACAUGAAGAAUGGGAAACAUUGAUUGAUUAUGUAAAAAAAGGGUUACAGAAGGCAUGUGAAACAUUAAAUAGGGAAAAAGGGACGAAAGGUUUUGUUCCUAUGAAGAUAAAAAAUAUAGAAUCGUUUUCAUUUAAUUUAAAAAAUAAAAAAAAAAUUAUUGAACGAAAUCCAUAUAUUUUUAAUGCUAAAUCGAUAGUUAAUAUGGGGAAACAGAAUAAAUUUUCGCAAUGUAAUGAAUCUAUGAGACUUUUAUUUAUCCGAUCUGUUUUACGAACAUCUAAUCCUAAAACAUCAAUUGAUAUUCUUUCUAAAAAUAUAAAUUUUCUAUUACGACAUUAUAAAAUAAGAAAGAUUACGCCAUUUGAUAUACAGAUGCUUCAAUAUGUUUCUAAGAUGGACUUAUCUUUUCCAGAGUUAAUUACUGAUUAAUAAAACAUAAGGGAUAUAUGGAUAUGUGUUAUCAUUUAAUAUAAGG
Molecule: messenger RNA, 925 nt
Organism: Pneumocystis carinii B80
Lineage: Eukaryota; Fungi; Ascomycota; Pneumocystomycetes; Pneumocystales; Pneumocystaceae
Exons: 2
Coding region: 16-879 (287 amino acids)
Biological process (GO): tRNA processing
Molecular function (GO): tRNA binding; ribonuclease P activity
Source: RefSeq, a predicted model, not a curated record